GACCCGUCCCCGGGGUGCGGGAGGGAUGGCAUUGCCGGUCUCCUCGGGCAUUGGUGUGUGUGGCUGUUGGGGGUACUCGGGUGCAACGCUGGCUGCAGGGGGACCUGCCUGGCUUUGCUUUGCAAACCUCUUGGCUUGCACACGCCUUGCGCUUCAAGUACUCUAUAACAGCCCUGCACUCAAUGGUACCUGUAAUUGCAUAGGAAGCAGACUAGAGGGGCGAUUUUAGUGUAGUGUUGCUCUAAUUAAGAACAGGGAUUACUAGUAGAGGUUGUUUAUAGUAACUUAAAUAUUUGGAAGAUUAAGUAAGCUGCAUAUCUUAGUGUAGUAGAAGUGCUCACCUGCAAAAUGCAAUGUGAGCCUUUCAAUUGAAUAUACAGAACUUGGGGGAGGGGGCGGUUACUUAAGACAGAUUGUAGAAAAUAUGGGAAGUAGUAAGCUUUGGAUCAAUGAUACUCAGACCUCAAUGGUUCAGGAGUCAAAUUAGUGAUAAACAUUGCCCAAAAGAUCCACACUAGUGAGAAUUCAUUGUUUACAUUUACUGUAGUGCUAUUCACAAUAAACAGUGUGAUGGGAAAUAUUUAAUUUUUGUGUAUGUAUAUAGUAUUUUCACUGCCAAGUGAUUUACCAAGUAUUAUUUUUAUUAACUACAGUUGGUUGUUAACAUAGAAGUAUCCAGAUUGAAUAAUAAUUAGUGUUUUAUCAUGUGUUGCAAAAACUUGAAAGAGUUGCAUUAACAGCUACAUCAGUCUGAGUAUCACUGCUCUAGAUGCUUGUUACUGGGUGGGUGGGAGUCUGUCUUUUACAAGUUUUUAAAAAUUCAAAUGUAUGUUUAAAAUUGUUGCAUGUUCAAUUCAUACUUUUUAACGAGUCCUUGAUGUUUCAAUUUAAAAGUGACCAGUGGGGCUGAGGCUGUGUCCACUGAGGCUAAGAUGACUGCCUUUCCUGAUUGGCCAUGGCUUUUCCAUACAUUGUGUGACCCUUGCCCUAUGACCCUUUGGCUGACCUUACCGGAAGCCAUGACGACAGCAGCCUUUUGCCAUUAGACGCAGGGUGAUGGUGAGGAUUCCAAGGGUUAGACAAAACUGGUUAAACUGAACUAGGUGACUGUUACCUUGCGUGUUUUGUGGCCAACCACCAAAAACCUCAUACUGUGAUGUAAGUACUUAGCAUAACUAGUAAACGUUUUUGUAAAAUGUAGAAUUGCAUGUAAUCAGUUAAGUUUUAUAUUUUACAAUGUUCUGUAAAAUAAAACUUAGCAAGGUAAAUCUAAUAAAGGAGCAGUCACUCUCUAACUGAUCUUAGGAGCACAGACUGGUAGGAUUUUAGUCUAUUUGAUUUGCCAUUAAUAUAGAUCACGGCAAAAUUGCAACUUUGUAUGAGGUUUAGAAAGAUAAUGAAUUCCUACUCCUGUAAAUAUAAUGUGUAACUAAUUUUUUCAGAAUAUUUAGCUGCUGUCACAUUGAGACAAUCUAAUUUUGUUUCUUUGUACAAUAAAGGUGGGAGUGGUGGAGGCAGUGGAUAUAGCAGUCGGAGACAGUCAGGAAGAGAUAAAUAUGGACCGCCUGUUCGUACAGAAUACAGACUGAUUGUUGAAAACCUUUCCAGUCGUUGUAGUUGGCAGGAUUUGAAAGAUUUUAUGAGGCAAGCUGGUGAGGUAACUUAUGCGGAUGCUCACAAAGAACGCACAAAUGAAGGGGUAAUUGAAUUCCGCUCUUACUCUGACAUGAAGCGUGCUCUGGACAAAUUGGAUGGCACGGAGAUAAAUGGCAGGAAAAUCAGACUGGUUGAAGACAAGCCACGGACAAGCCAUAGACGAUCUUAUUCUGGCAGCAGGUCAAGGUCACGAUCUCGGAGAAGAUCACGCAGCAGAAGUCGUAGGAGUAGCCGCAGCAGAUCCCGUAGUGCCUCAAAAAGCCGCUCGCGAUCUAAAUCCAGGUCAAGAAGCAAAGAUCGUUCACGUUCCAGAUCUAAAAGCAGGAAGUCUAGAUCAAAGAGCAAAUCCAAACCCAAGUCUGAUCGAGGCUCCCGCAGCAGAUCCAAGGAGAAAUCCGAGAAAUCUCGAAGCAGGUCUAGAUCUGUGUCACGCUCUCCCAAAGAGAAUGGUAAAGGAGAGGCUAAGUCUAAAUCCAGAUCAAGAAGUAGAUCUCAUUCGAAAUCACCACAGCAGCAACCACCUGCCAAGGCUCGCUCUGAGUCACCACCCAAAAGAGCUGCAUCAAGGUCCCGCUCCAGAUCUCGCUCAAAAUCUCGCUCACGAUCAAGAUCUAGUUCAAGAGAUUAAGACUAGAACUCUCCUCUUACUUUGCACACUAUUAUGGAACAUUUUCCUACUUGCCAGGCCAUUAAUCUUUUAUGUUAGUACUUAAGAAGUUGGUUUCUUCUCUUGGAGAAGGGAAUGGCCUGAGAACCAAGUAAUGAGGCAUAUCUAAAUUUGAUGAAAAGAUGAGGUUGUACAGAAAUGUAAAAGCAGGAGACCCCCCCCCCUUUUUCUAGAAAUA
This is a messenger RNA of Pelodiscus sinensis (Chinese soft-shelled turtle), 2501 nucleotides long. The record is from RefSeq and is a predicted model, not a curated record. NCBI's taxonomy places the organism in Eukaryota, Metazoa, Chordata, Testudines, Trionychidae.